This is a messenger RNA of Apis laboriosa (Himalayan honeybee), 1783 nucleotides long. Its product is annotated as protein O-mannosyl-transferase TMTC1-like. Gene Ontology annotation, molecular function: mannosyltransferase activity; protein binding. The transcript has 13 exons. Gene Ontology annotation, biological process: protein O-linked glycosylation via mannose. The annotation marks the transcript as partial. The record is from RefSeq and is a predicted model, not a curated record. Lineage: Eukaryota; Metazoa; Arthropoda; Insecta; Hymenoptera; Apidae.
GUAACUGGGAUCGUAGGACGAGCAGACGUACUCGCGUGCAUCUUCUUCUUGUUGUCCUUUCUAGCUUAUCAUGGGCAGCCGACGGCUUAUGUAUGGAGCAGCGUGUGCCUAGGAGCGCUGUCAAUGCUUGCCAAGGAAACAGGCAUUACUGUUUUGCUUCUAAACCUUCUUUACGACCUCUGUCGCUCCUGGCAUUCAAUCAAGAGAUCUAUUUUCGAGGCAAGAUGGAACGACGACUCGAGACACUUUUCUCGUCGGGCUGCCGCCCUACUUUUUUCGUUUGGUGUGUUGUUGGUGGUACGUCUUGCCCUCCUUCACGGCACUCUACCAAAGUUCUCGCCGCAGGAUAAUCCGGCAGCUUUUCAUCCCUGUUUCCACGUCAGAUUCUUGACGUUUUGCUAUCUGGCAGCCCUGCACUGUUGGUUAUUACUUUGUCCAGCGACGCUGUCUCAUGAUUGGCAGAUGGGAUCCGUUCCUUUGGUUGCCUCGUUGGCCGACACCAGAAAUCUGGCCACCUGCCUGUUCUUCGGCGGUUGCCUGAUCCUAACCUACAAAGCCUUCACGGACUUCGAGCAACAGAGGCAUCCGCCUCUUCUUCUUGGUUGGAUGUUCCUGGUACUACCGUUCCUGCCCGCAUCCAAUCUUUUUAUUACCGUUGGAUUCGUCGUCGCGGAACGUGUACUCUACAUGCCCAGCGUUGGAUGGAUCCUUCUGGUCGUGUAUGGGAUGCAAAUCAGCUGGACGGCUAUUCCACGAAGAAGAAGUCUGAUCACAAUGGGAAUCGUUCUUCUUCUACUCCUAGGAUGCUAUAAAACGGUGUUGAGAAACAGAGAUUGGAUGUCUAGAGAGAGUCUGAUCAGAGCGGGUCUGCGAUCUCUCCCCCACAACGCUAAGAUGCAUUACAACUUUGCCAACUUCCUGCGAGACACAUCGCAACCGAACCGUGCGAUUCUACAUUACCAGUUGGCCCUUUGGCUGUGGCCGACGUACGCCAGUGCGCAUAACAACCUCGGAACACUCACGGUGGGCGAUCAAGCGGAGCAACACUUUUUGGCAGCAAUACACGCUCAACCGGGCCACGUGAACGCUCAUUACAAUCUUGGCCAGCUUUACAGGAAAACGAACAGGACAGAGGAGUGUAUACGGAUGCUGCAAAAAUGCGUAUCUUUGGAUCCAGCGUACACACCAGCCUAUCUGGUCCUGGCGAGGUUGGCAACCGGUCCAACAGCGGGCGCACUUUUGCGACACGUUGUUCGACUACAACCACGAAGCCCCGACCAUCUCACGGAAUAUGCUUCGUGGCUGUACCAGAAUGGCAAAUGGCUGCCCUCCCUCAAGUACUAUCUCAAAGCCAUGGAGAUCUCGCCCUCGCACAGAUCGUCGCUUCUGGGAACGGUCAGGAUACUGAGGUCGCGGGGUCAGUGGCCAAGGGUGCAUCAACUCAUCACCAGAUGGCACCUGAUGUUACGAGCGAAAAGAGGCGGCUUGGUAUAUCGCGGUGAUCUUUACAUACGCGCGUGGCAGUUGCAAAGUGAAUCUCGUCGUCGUGCGCAUCAGCAUCAAGGAAAUAUCUGCUUGUCGGAGGGCGGCUGUUCGACACCGCGUGUCGCCAGUGUGUCAGUGCAGCUCGAGCAGGACAGCAACAAGUCGGAGCAGCUUGAGCGGGCGCCACGUUGCAACGUACGUACCUGUAGACAGUCGAGAAAGGGGAAGGCACGUGUGACCGCCCCCGCCCUCCUCGUCCAGAACCUCCUGGAGACCCUCUAGCUCUAGCGAGACUCUU